Molecule: messenger RNA, 616 nt
Organism: Penaeus monodon (black tiger shrimp)
Lineage: Eukaryota; Metazoa; Arthropoda; Malacostraca; Decapoda; Penaeidae
Exons: 1
Coding region: 149-616 (155 amino acids)
Source: RefSeq, a predicted model, not a curated record
GAAUUGGUGCUUGUGUCAGGUCGCCCAUGACGUCAUCAAAAACAAAAACCAUGUGUCGAUAAGUGAGAUAGUCAUCGCAGUGUUGUGCGUGCGUUUACGGCAAAUCAAUUGAAUACGCGAAUAGCCUGCCAGCCAAAACACCGCCACCAUGAUGGGCAUGUACGGUCAUAAGUUCCGCAUGCGGCGUGGCGGAGCCAUGGGCGGCAGAGACUCUCCGCCGACCAUCGGCCAUGAUCGAGUCAAUUACAUCAACCCGACCAUCAACUACGACAAGUGGCCGCGCAAGAUCCGGCCCAAGCGAGGCCGCAGUUCGGAGAACAGCGACAGUUCGCCCACGCCGGGCACGCGGCGCUGCUCGUGCAUGGAGACGCUCAACCUGACGUCGGAGCAGCUCACGGCCCUCCGGAGGCACUCGCACGACCACAGCCGCGAGGAUGACGACCUCCUCCAGCAGCAGCAGCAGACGGACGAAAUCCUGCACGCUAGCGCCGAUGUCCUCACGCGGAUGUUCACCUGCCUCAACACGUCGGCCGAACCGCCGCCGCAGGACACGCUGGUCGACCCCAGGUACCACAGGUCCCGCGAUAAGCUGGACAAAGGAUACGUGCCCAAGUAA